AUGCCUCCCCUUUCACAAGACAAUGCACAUGAUCGUCCUCGAGCCAAGAAUCCAAUGAACCUCACCAUCAACACCUCUGGCGAAAUACCUGCCGGUGCCAACAAUUCCAAAAUCAACGAUCUACAGCCACCGCAUCAGGAAAGAUUCCCGCUUGAUUCGCCCAUCUUGGUAGAAAUCCCCAGCCCAGAGAAUUCCAGCGGCAGCGAGAAGGGCUCAAGAGCACAGCCAAAACUCGUCAACGCUGGUAUUAGUGGAAGCACCGGUAGCAAGGGUGAGAGUUUGAAUUUACAUGCUGAUUCGGCCUUGUCGAGGACAGAAUUUGAGCGUGCUAUACGUGCGCGGUUAGAGCAGGGAGACAAGGUCAUGCGGAAUAUGGGUUCUAAUACUCAACAGCAAAGGCCGGCGGGGUUGCAGCUCAUGACCGAAUUUUCGCGUGGUGAUGCGCAGAGUGAAAAGGCGUCGUUUCUCGAUUUGAGUGAUUUGAAAUCUAUCGCGAACGCACGCGAAAAGGAGAGAUUGGGGGACUAUAAUUCGUCGUCGCAGUCUCUGCAGCAGCCAGUUCAUGACAGAGCAGAAGGAUUGUCGCCGUCGGAUAGACCGAUUAUGAUUGGGUUGACGGUGCCGUAUGAUCAAUCGACUCGUACAAAUACAGCGACGGCAGUUGGGGAGACGAUUGAUAGUGCUUCGUCGCGGACACCGGCCACACCUUCGAUAGUUGUUACACCUGCACGAGAGCAUCCGCCGUGGCAUAUGGAUAUGCAUAUGGACAUGAGCACCAGUCCCGAAAUGCUUCACAGACCUCGCGCCGCAUCGAGUAUCUACUCACAGCCAUCGCCAAAGCCAAUGUAUGACGAGGAUGCGCCGCCCGUGCCUGCUAUUCCCGCCUUUCAUUCCGCGACUUCUUUUGAGCCUCACCAUCAACGGCCUAUAUCGACAGGCACAGAGUUCGAGGGCGAAGAGCAGGUCUCAUCAACCGAGAAGGACGUCUCCCCGACCACAACGAGAAAAAACAUGAAGAAAAAACUCCUCCACAAACUAAGCGUAAACACCUCCGACGCAAAUAGACCCCAGUCCCAAGGGUGGUGGACAUAUCUCCUGUCACCACUACUCAGUCGCUCAAAUACUGUCAGCAGUCGACGCACCGCGCUAAGUCCUCAGCAGCAUCAAACGCGAUCCGCUCGUUCGCCAUUAUCGGCUGUUUCGUUUAGUAAAGCGCUGUCACCACGUCAACCAACAAACGCAUCUGACGAAGGAGAAAGUACACACUGGUGGGACGACGAAAAGAUUGUCAUUCCACCCGCAGAUGCAGAAAAAUCGCAUUUUUCGCCUGAUACACCGGAAGAUAUGACCCGACACGUUCCGCCUAUUAUGGCGGGCAUUAAUUUUCACGAUGAGCAUGUAACUUCGACGAGAGCACUGCCCGAAGACGAGAAAGCAGACAAAACGCGAAGCGUCUUUCGCAUCGGCGAUGAGAUGGUCCCCAACUAUGAAUUCCAUGGCGCAAGGGCAGAGUAUUACCAGGCCAGUGCGCAUGAUUUGUAUGAUAAGGAAAAUCCGUAUUUUGAGUGUAUCAAUCACGUCUGCUCGAUGACUUCUGCCAAAAAGAGGGCCGAGUUUGAGGCUGCGGAGAAAGAGGCAGAACAAAAGAUGGCGGAGGAGGCGGAGAAUGGAAAAGGGGGUUUGGCCGUGUUUGUGUUUGAUCCUUCGAGAGAUGCGAAUAAUCCGUUUAUUGCAUUUUUGGAGAAGAGGGGCGAUGUCAAGGAGGUUGUCGUUGAUGGCGACGAUGAAGAAAAAGAUGACGAAAAUGGGGAGAAAGGAGAGGGCGAGGGUGAAGAAGAGGUGGAAAAGACGGGGUUGGGUAAUGCGCGAGAAUUACUGUCUUUUGAUAGUAGUGAUGAGGAUGAGGAUGAGGAUACGCCAGCUGAUGCAGAGAAAGAGCAUGCAAUGUCGAGAGGGCUGAGUCGGUCUCCUGAUCUGGGGCCGACUUCGAGAUCGGUUGCGUCGUUUUCUCCGCCGCCGCGAUCGCGAUAUGAGCCAUCUGUAACUCUGCCACCGGUCGAGGAGAGAGGUAUCGCUCCACCACCUGCUCCUUCAUCUGUGAGUUAUCCAAGGGAAAUGAGUCCACCGCCAGCUCCAGCUCCACUUCCAGUGUCUGCACCAGCUCCUCCAUAUGCUCCUCCCGCUCCCAUACCAGCACCAGCACCAGCACCAGCACCGGCUGUGGCAGCUCCUCCACCAGUACAAAUGCCAAUGAUGCCACCACCUCAACCUCGCGCUUUUUCUCCAGAACCAGUACCCAUGCCCAUGCCACCACCUCCCCAGCCUCGUGCAUUCUCACCUGAACCGGUGGCUAUGCCAAUGCCUCCAGCACCAGUUCCAGCACCAGCMCCUCCUCCGCCUCAAGCCCCAGUCCCUAUGCCAAUGCCAGUAUUACAAUCGGCGCCAGUGGAUGAGCGUGGACCAGUUGCAAUGCCUCCACCUCAACCUCCAUCGGAUGAUGCAACUCGUGGAAUACCAGGUGGCUACCAAUGGGAGCCUGCUCCAGUUGCUCGUGCCAUGUCUCCGCCCAGAAUGACGAGAGUUGCUUCACCACCUAUGCCACCUGCAGCACCGGUGCCAAUGUCUGAAUCACGGGAAGUUGAGGAGCCAGUUUUACGACCAGGGCCAUUUUCGGAACGAGAUGCAGGACCAGUACCCUCGUUCAGUCGACCAACCCCGUUCUUAGCACCACGACGUGUUCCUCAGCCUCCUUCUUCUGCUGCACCGCAACAAAGCGCUACAGAUGCUCCUGCCGAUGAGUCAGACGCCGAGUCGGUGCUACCGCCAUAUUCUCGAAACGCACCUCGCCAACCAGGUCUUCCUACCUACAGUGCACGCGAUCAAUCCGAACACCAUGACCGAGCCCCAGUCGCACCAGGACCAGUUUCACCCGGCUUACAACAAGCAAUGACGAGUCGCGGCGGCAUCCCCAUGUCCGACGUUAGUCAACGCACCCGCGAUAUGGACUUCAGUGACACAGCAUCCAUUUCUCGACCUAGCGAACCCCGAACAAUCAUCAAUGUCCAUCACUACUACAACGGCGAACACCCGCGUGACGCACCCGAACCACCCCGUCCCGCAGGAAAUCAGUUCGUUUCUGAAGCCGAUCUGCAACUGCGCAACGAGAACGAAGCUCGACGCCAACGCCUCGAAAAAGAAGACAAUCUCGCCAAAAAGGUUGGUGGUUUCUGGCGCGGAAGAGGUUGCAUUCCUAAAAAAGGAUGUUUCGGCCGUCGAGGUGGUCGUGAGGAACGAACGCGUAGACGAUGGUAUGCGGCUAUUAUCGCAUUUUGUAUAUUGGUUAUCGUGCUAUCGAUCUCCCUCGCGACCACACUUACGCGGAAAGGUGAUAGGAUGUCAGUGGAAUCGCAGUGGUUGAACAUCACUGGCUUUCCACCCAUUCCUACUGGAAUCAUGACAGUUGCAGGGCCAGCACCAGCCGUGGAGAGAAGCAGCUGCGUUGCGCCGACCUCGAUCUGGAGCUGCGCCCUACCACCUGAGCAACAAGCCAGUAAUGCAGGUGGAUAUGCAGCCGAUGCACCGAAUUUCAGGAUUGAAAUUCGCUUCAGGAAUGAUUCUUCAUUAUUGUCAAAUAGUACUGCCAAUUCGACCACGACGAAAAGGUCGUGGGGAGGUAUAUUUCGAAGGGAUGACUGGACUGCGUCGCCGGCGGCGCCAAGGUUGGUGGAUCAGAUAUUUCUGGGGAAUACGACGGAUAAUGUCACGACGCCGUUUCAGGGGGAGGAUACGCCGUUUUAUAUUACGUUUUUAUCGCCGGUCGAUGUGGCGAACGCGUCGGCGGAGUAUGUGAAGAGAGAUGUGUCAAGUACGGUGGCUGCAACCUCGACAGGGACAGGCACUGCGAUUGCGACUGGGACUGGUACUGGUACUGGUACUACUCAAAGUGCAACGGGGACAGCAACUGGCACAGCCGUCAUCAAGACGGAGACCGGCACCCAGACACAAACCGGCACCAGCACAACAACUAGCUCCUCAACCCCCGAAGUCAACGUAGCCAACCUCAUCCCCGCCCCUGAUCUAGCAUCCGACGGUACCGCAGCAGCAGCAACUCUCUACCCCUUACCCAUCCAACAACCCAUCAAACUCUACAACCGCGGCCUUCCCACCGAACACUACGGCUUUUUCACGUACUUUGACAAGAGCAUAUUCCUUGCCUCGGACGCGCCGAUCACUGGCGGCAGCACAGAUACCGAUUCGCGAGACGUUAAUGGCGGCAGCACAGAGACAGAGGCAAGUGUUCGCUGCACAUGGUCUCAGACACGCUUUUUAGUACAGAUAUGGACCCAGCCACAGAACGUGACGCACAUGAGUCUCAGUGCUCUCUCGAAUACGACCGCUACUAACUCAUCAUCAUCAUCAUCAUCAUCAUCAUCAUCAUCAUCAUCAUCAUCGACGACGUCAGCAUCAGUAGCAACCGCAUCGUCAACAAGCAGCUCAAUCGCAACCUCCUCAGCAAACAAUUUUACCUCUCCCGGCUCAUUCCCCUACCCAAUCACAAUUACAAUCGACCGCCACGGCGGCAUCGCAACCGAGAAACUAGCCUACUGCUACGGCAUCGAGCAACAAAACUCUUCCUCAUCCUCUUCUAGUGCCGUGGCAGGGGCGUAUUACAACCUCACAAACCCAAAACUGCAAGCCGAACAACGCAACUCAGGCGGAUCUAUCGUCUCCCCUUCUCCGGAUUACUUUGUGCUUGCCGCUGCGCUUGCGUCGGGCGCAACGCCUGAUCAGGAAAGUCCUGUUGAUGGAGGGACGGGGGGUUGUAUGUGUGAGUGGAGGAAUUGGAUUGAGACGAGUUAA
This is a messenger RNA of Talaromyces amestolkiae, 4860 nucleotides long. RefSeq lists its product as uncharacterized. Bases 1 to 4860 code for a protein of 1619 amino acids. The record is from RefSeq and is a predicted model, not a curated record. The transcript has a single exon. Lineage: Eukaryota; Fungi; Ascomycota; Eurotiomycetes; Eurotiales; Trichocomaceae.